CAUUUAUAGUGAUGUCUGAGAGGAGACGGCACCAGUGGCUCCUCUUCACACUGCGAGAAGAAUCGUCUCACUGCCGUCGUCUCGUGAAGUCAGAUCGUGUCGUCCUCAGAGGAGCCGUGUGACGCAGCCCAACAGCAUGAGUCUCCUUCGCAGGUCCUCAUCAUGGAGGAGGCCUGGAGAGCGAGGUUAUUAUGAGGGCCCUGUGGCGCAGGUGAAUGAGCCCCGUCGCAGAGCUCGUCCACAGAGCUGCAUAGAAGGUGGCAGGAUGGACAAAUGGCUUCAGACACUAGAAUCACGUCCUCUUCAGAAGAAAACACCUCAGUUUGCGGACAGGACCUGUUCAACACCGGUUCUCCCAAAUGAGAUGACGGGAAGUUCCCCACUCUGUCCUGACCUCUCCUCUCUCGGCAGGAGGAAUCAGAGCUCUGUUUGUGAGAGCCUGGAGUCUAAAGCAAUGAGCAAUGUUCACAUUAAACCUGCUCCCGGUGCAGAAAGAGCUGAGUUCUGUGCCCUCGCUCCGGUUCACUUCGGCUGGCUGCCCAUACAAAGACAUGUGAUACUGACGGACAUCUCUAACAACAGCCAAGACAACAGCAGGUGCCAGCAGAAACUGAAGUCUCCCAUCACUCCAGUGUUGCUCAGCACUCCUGAUAAACGUAAUGGACCAAGACCAAAUGAACGGGAAUCUGUGAGACCUGAACCUGCAGGCUUUAGAUACUGGAGGACACCUGAUAAAACAUCCAUCCUCCAUCAGGCUUCGUUAUCCGCGAGCUCCGAGGGAGGACGAAAUGGACUGCAGGCCUGGAAUCCUAAAGCCAGUUUUACCAGCAAGGUGGAAACGGGCCAGUCUCCCCCUCAUCCCGACCACCCCGCAUUAAAAGAUCCCACAUGCAGACGUGGAAGUGCACCAGAGUCAUUGAGCUCUUCAAUAUCAUCCAUCACCAUCACUUCCAAGAAGGUCACACACACUUCAAGUCUUCCCAAAUCCGGGCACCUGAGCUCGAUGGCGACUAAUAACCCUGCCGCCGAACGAAGAAAAGCCUUAGUGGUCAAAGUCACCGAACAGCGGAUGAAAAGCACCAGCAGCCAGAACCUCGCUCUGACCCCCGGCUGUAAUCAUGAGGAGAUUGACCACGGCGUGGUACUGAGGAGAAAGGCAACUAUUGUGAAAAUGACAGAACAGAGAGAGCAUUUCAAUCGAGAAAAGCCCAACAGGCACAGCUACUCUGAAGGACUCGAUACCAGUGAAUCUAAAGUCCAUCCCUCGCCAUUAAACCCAGUAUCUUUAGAGCCAGGCAGAAACCAAUGGAGGUCCCAGCACAGAUCCAGCCUGUCUCUUUACCUCAACAAGCACAGCACCACAGAAGAGGAGACCAAGCCACUUCGAAGGCCUCUCAGCUGUGACGCAAGCUGGUUUAACCACACAGAACAUGGUGCUAAUGCAGUUACAGAUCCAGCAUUUCACAACAAGAGCUCUCCUGUUGCCCAGAAGACAAAUAUUGACCUUGUUAGUUCCAGCAGCUCUGAAGCAAGAAGGCGCUCGACCUCCAGGAGCUUAAUGAAGGAGGGAUUUGAGUGGGAUGGAGCGUUUGAGGAACCUGUUUCAGAAAUGAAACCUCUCACGCUCCUGAAAGUGUCAGAGAACUCGCCUCAUCUCAACGCAGACGCUGUCCUGGCCCUGAACGCUGCUGCGGUUAUCGCCAACAUAAAGCUGCAGGCCCAGCACAGACAGAAGGAUGAGCAGACACAGACUACAUCCCACACCAAAACAGCAGUGUCUUUACCUGAGGAUAGAGGGAAUAAUGAAGAGGCUGCUGGCGCUGAUGGGAAGAACAAAAUGCCUCCAGCAAGUCCAUGUGUUGCGGUUGUUCCGGUUGAGUCCCAAAAUGUUCCUACUGAAACGGCAUUGUCACUUAGCGAAGCUUUAGCGAUGAGACGGCCUGAUUUCAUCCAGCGCUCACAGGCCAGAGUCCGAGCCCUGGAGUGGAGGUCGCAGGAGAGGCAGAAAGCCCAGAUCUCCCCCCAGAGCCCCGAGCGAGAAAGCCUUUUGAAAUCCAAAGACAGAAGCAUCACGGGAAAGGGUCUACAGCUGUGGUCCAGAAGGAAUUAUAACCAGCUCCCUGAAGUGAGGAAGAGGAGAGAGGAAGAAAAGAGAAAACAAGACGAAGAGAAAAGGAAACUGGCAUCUCGGACCAACAGGCUGCGGGCAGAGAUCUUUAAGAAGAAACUUCUGGAGCAGAUUUUGCAGAGAGGAGGAAAUCACUGACACCGCCUUGGACUCGUGUUUCUUCUCACUCCACAGUUCUCAAACCGGCCCUCGAGAAAUAUGACAUGACAACGGUUAUUAAUGUUAUGGAAUAGAUCCUUCCAGAAUAAAAGUGCCUAUUCCCUCUACACACUACGGGUCAAAAGUGUGGAAUAAGUACGAUUUCGACUUCUUAAUGUUUUUUAAAGAAGUGCAUUUGUUUGAU
Messenger RNA from Pimephales promelas (fathead minnow), 2471 nucleotides. It is a transcript of the gene c17h10orf90, whose product is annotated as chromosome 17 C10orf90 homolog. Gene Ontology annotation, molecular function: microtubule binding. The record is from RefSeq and is a predicted model, not a curated record. Gene Ontology annotation, cellular component: centriole; cytosol; centrosome. Lineage: Eukaryota; Metazoa; Chordata; Actinopteri; Cypriniformes; Leuciscidae. Gene Ontology annotation, biological process: regulation of centriole replication.